AUGGCAAACUCCAGACUCGGAGUGGCCUUGGCCGGGACUCUUGUGACAGCUCUUGUAUUGUUGCAGCUGCUGUCUAUCGUGCAGACCUACAAUCCACCGCCCACCUUCAGCUUUGUUGGCAAGGCAUCACGAUGGGAACACAGGACGGCAGAUAAGGUCUCCGAUGAUAGCGUUUUUCUGUUGGGAGCUGGAAAAGCAGACAUCACUGGCCCCGUGGUGGAGGUAGCCCUCAGCGGAUAUGCUAUGCUGGAUCAGAUCGGCACAGGUCUGCGACAGAGAAUUUAUUCCCGCUCCUUCAUUUUCGCAAAUCCAAAUCAACCAGACGAUACCUUUAUUUACAUCGUCAUCGACGCGGUGACGGGCGACACUGCCGUCCGACAUGGAGUCCUCCAGGCGCUCGCGAGUUUGGGAGGUGAUUAUGCGCGCUACGGCGAGGGCAAUGUUGCGUUGACUGGGACGCACUCUCAUUCAGGACCCGGGGCCUGGAACAACUAUCUACUUCCACAGAUUCCUAGCAAGGGGUUCGAUAAGCAGAGCUAUCAGGCUAUCGUUGACGGCGUGGUCCUCUCCAUCAAACGCGCUCAUGAAAGCUUGGCCCCCGGUCGCUUGAGCUUCGGCUCCAUCGAUAUCCAGAAUGCAAACAUCAACCGAAGUCCUUAUUCAUACGACGCCAAUCCGGACGAAGAGAAAGCACGCUACUCGGCCAACGUAGACAAAACGAUGACCCUCUUGCGAUUCGACAGGGAGUCGGACAACAAGACCACUGCCAUCCUGACAUUCUUCCCGGUGCACGGCACUUCUCUCUAUAACAACAACACUCUCACUACAGGUGACAACAAAGGCGUCGCCGCUUGGCUCUUUGAGCGGAGCGUCCAGGACGAUGCGAAUUUCGCCGACGACUUCGUAGCCGGAUUCUCCCAAUCCAAUGUUGGUGAUACGAGCCCGAAUGUGCUGGGCGCAUGGUGUGAGGAUGGAUCGGGGCAGAUGUGCCGCUACAGCGACAGCACUUGUGGUGGCAAGACCGAGGACUGCCGUGGUCGCGGGCCCUUCUUCCGUGAAAAGGACAAUGGUGCGAAGAGCUGUUUCGAGAUCGGACGACUUCAGUACGCCGCGGCCAAGCAGUUAUAUAGCCAGAUGGAUGCGAGUAAUACUCGGAUCACUGGGAGCUCUAACGUUCGCUCCUUUCACGCUUACCGUGAUCUUGCUGGCUACACAUUCCAGUCGCCGUUCAAUUCUAGCAUGCUGACGACAUGCUCGGCGGCACUGGGCUUCUCUUUCGCAGCCGGUACCACUGACGGACCUGGCCUGUUUGAUUUCACGCAGAACAGCUCUGGACCUGCAGAGUCCAAUCCGCUGUGGUACGUCGCUCGAGCGUUUGUUCAUCAGCCUUCGGCAGAACAAAAGGCGUGCCAGGCGCCCAAGGAUAUUCUCCUGGACGUGGGAGCCAACACGCAGCCGUAUGCGUGGGAGCCGAAUAUUGUGGACAUCCAGGUCCUCCGAGUAGGUCAGCUGUUCCUCAUCAUCUCUACGAGUGAGGCGACAACCAUGUCUGGACGGCGUUGGAAAGAGGCCAUUGCAAAGUCAGCCAAAGACGUUCUCUCUAUUGAUAGUCCCUUGGUCGUGUUGGGGGCUCCUUCGAACAGCUACGCUCAUUACGUCGCGACAGAGGAAGAGUAUAGUAGGCAACGCUACGAGGGUGCUUCCACCCUGUACGGGCCUCACACUCUCGCCGCGUACAUCAAUCUCACCCUUACCUACCUCCCUUAUCUAGGCGAUUCGCCCAAUCCCGCCACGUUACCGGAGAUGCCCACGGGAGUGCAGCCGCCCAUCAACACCGACAAAUCACUGAGCUUCAUCCCGGGUGUCGUGUACGACAGUGCUCCCAUUGGAAAAUCAUUUGGUGACGUGGUCGCCUCGGUAGCCAAGUCUACGUACAAGCCUGGCGAGACGGUCAACACGACAUUCGUCGGAGCCAAUCCGCGAAACAACCUGCGUCAGGGAUCUACAUUCGCAGCCGUCGAGCGGCAGAAUCCGGCCUCAGGCACGUGGGAAGUCGUGCGUACCGACAAUGAUUGGAACCUGCUCUACCAUUGGAAACGGACCAAUACCAUCAUGGGAUACAGUGAGGUGACCCUCGAAUGGCAGAUCGAGGAUGACUACUACAACGUCGGCAACCCAAAGCCGCUCCAGGCUGGAACGUAUCGCUUCCAUUAUUAUGGCGAUGCAAAGAAUAUCCAAGGCCAGAUCAAAUCUUUUGAGGGCAUUGGCAAGCCAUUCACGGUGACUUUGGGCUGA
Aspergillus fischeri NRRL 181 is the source of this 2295-nucleotide messenger RNA. Its product is annotated as neutral/alkaline ceramidase. Gene Ontology annotation, cellular component: extracellular region. The record is from RefSeq and is a predicted model, not a curated record. The transcript is spliced from 2 exons. Gene Ontology annotation, biological process: sphingosine biosynthetic process; ceramide catabolic process; long-chain fatty acid biosynthetic process. NCBI's taxonomy places the organism in Eukaryota, Fungi, Ascomycota, Eurotiomycetes, Eurotiales, Aspergillaceae. The coding region runs from base 1 to 2295 and encodes 764 amino acids. Gene Ontology annotation, molecular function: N-acylsphingosine amidohydrolase activity.